AAACGUUUCUCUAGAUAGGCUCUCUCAGUUGGCUUCCUGUCAAGCAAACUCUCUGCACAUCUCUCAAGUUCUCCAAUGGAGCUCUGGUUUCUCCUCCCCCUCGCUCUCUCUCUGUCUCUCUGUUUAGCCCUCAAAUCCAUAAUCCAUCAUCUCUCCCUCCCCAAAUCCAUCCAAUCAAAGCUCUCUCUCCCACCAGGACCCCUUAAAGUACCCAUAAUCGGUAGCUUCGUCUUCCUCCGAAUCUCCUCUCCAUUUAAAAUGGAGCCAAUCCUCCGCAACCUGUGCCACAAAUACGGUCCCAUCAUAACCCUGCACAUCGGUUCACACCCAGCCAUCUUCAUCACAAACCAUUCUCUCGCCCAUCAAGCCCUCGUCGAGAAUGGAACCGUCUUCGCCGACCGCCAUCCCCUUGGUUCUCCCAGCCGCAUAGUCAACAACAACCCACUUAGCAUCAAUUCCGCCCCUUACGGCCCCGUGUGGCGGCUCCUCCGCCGGAAUAUCACUUAUGAGAUCCUCCACCCUUCUCGGGUGAAAUCCUAUGGUCAUGGUCGAAGAUGGGUUUUGCAGAUUCUAAUUAAGAGACUCAGAAACCAUGUUCAAUCUGGUGAGUCGGUUCCCGUGAUUGAUCACUUCCAGUAUGCCAUGUUCUGCUUAGUGGUUCUUAUGUGCUUUGGGAGGAAAUUUGAUGAGAAAAUCAUCAGAGAGAUCGAAUAUGUACAGAGAACCCUGAUUGUUAAUUUACGCAGAUUCUCUGUUCUUGCAUUCCUCCCAAAAUUGGGGAAAAUCAUCUUCAGGAAUCGCUGGAACCAACUUCUUGAAUUGCGCCGGAGACAGGAAUCUGUACUCAUCCCUAUCAUAAGAGCCCGGAGAGAGAUAAAGAAUAAGAAACAAGAUAAAGGUAACCCAGAUGAUGAAUUCCUUGUCUCCUAUGUUGAUACUCUGUUUGAUCUUAAGAUCCCGGACGACGGCCGGAAUCUCACAGAAGGGGAAAUCAUGACUCUUUGUUCCGAGUUUCUGAACGGCGGCACUGACACAACAGCUACGGAGUUGCAGUGGAUCAUGGCGAACCUGGUGAAGAACCAAGGUGUACAAGAAAAGCUUUACUCUGAAAUUGAAGGAGUUGUGAAUUCAGGAGAAGAGAUUAGAGAGGAGGAUUUGCAGAAGAUGCCAUAUCUGAAGGCAGUGGUGUUGGAAGGGUUGAGGAGGCACCCACCAUCUCAUUUUGUCCUACCACAUGCUGUCACAGAGGAUAUUGUUUUGGAUGGGCAUGUGAUACCCAAGAAAGCUACUGUGAAUUUCAUGGUGGCUGAGAUGGGGUGGGACCCAAAAGUUUGGAAAGAUCCAAUGGAAUUUAAGCCAGAAAGAUUUUUGAGUGAGGAAGGAGUAGUAUUUGAUAUAACAGGGAGUAGGGAGAUUAAGAUGAUGCCAUUUGGGGUGGGGAGGAGGAUUUGCCCAGGAAUUGGGUUAGCUAUACUUCAUUUGGAGUAUUUUGUGGCGAAUUUGAUCAGAGAUUUCAAAUGGACGGCUGUAGAUGGUGAUGAUGUUGACUUGUCAGAGAAGCCAGAGUUCACAAUCGCUAUGAAGAACCCGUUGCGGGCCCACAUUUCUCCAAGGCUACCAUAAAAGAAUAAUACUUUGGACCAUGUUUAACAACCUCUUCUUCUUCCUUCCUUCCCUUUUUUCUGUUUUCUUGUUAAAUAACGUCCUUAAUAGUCUAUACAGCUUAUGUGAUGGUAUCAAUUUGGCUCAUCAUAGGAGUGGAGUUGAAUUGGAGGGCACUAUGUUGUUUAGUCAAAUUAUGACUAUUGAUAUUUUCAACCUUUGCCUGUUAAUCUAACUUUAAAUUUAUCAA
Messenger RNA from Macadamia integrifolia, 1852 nucleotides. RefSeq names its product cytochrome P450 89A2-like. The transcript has a single exon. Gene Ontology annotation, molecular function: heme binding; iron ion binding; oxidoreductase activity, acting on paired donors, with incorporation or reduction of molecular oxygen, NAD(P)H as one donor, and incorporation of one atom of oxygen. The record is from RefSeq and is a predicted model, not a curated record. Bases 76 to 1623 code for a protein of 515 amino acids. Gene Ontology annotation, cellular component: membrane. NCBI's taxonomy places the organism in Eukaryota, Viridiplantae, Streptophyta, Magnoliopsida, Proteales, Proteaceae.